UGAUGCAGCAGCAUGGCCAUGCUUUACUUCCGUGUAAACAUAACUGAAAUGCACGACACGGACGUCCUCGUUUCCUCCUCAGUGGUUUAAUUGUUCUUGAAUAUGGAUUUGUGCCAGCUGGUUAUUUAAAAGCAAAACGCACGCGUACGUCGUUAUUGCGGUGACGUCAUUCAGAGCUUUAAAGGGUGCUAUAAGCGCAUUGAUAUGUGCGGCCCCUGGGGACUGUAUUAUGGUGUUUUUUACGACCACUCUAAUGAUGGUGAUGAUGAUGAUGAUGAUGAUGAUAGUUGAAGUCAUUGCAAGGCCCUCCACACCCUGAAAGAAAAGAAACAUCAGCAGUUGCUAAGAUGGCGCCGCCAACUGCUCCUCUAGUUCCCGACAAGAGAAAUGUAACAAACGGCCGCAGCUCGCCAGCCAGGACUGGAAAACCAACUCCGGCUAACGUGGAGAAGAAGCCGCUCCUAAAUGGAUUUGCAUCGCCUUCACACUUGGUGGCUAAUGUCAGUACCAACCAUGUGGGCAAACCAAUGGUCGAAGGUUUCUUGAAGACAGACGACAGGAUGCGUUUAGCCAAAGAGAGACGAGAGGAGAGGGAGAGAAGCCUUGUGGCCCGAGAGCAACUGAUCAGGGAGAAGGAGCGGCGAUCUCAGCUGCAGUAUGAGCGCACGGUGGAGGAGCGCUGGAAGCGUCUGGAGGAGCAGAAGCACAAAGAAGAGCUCCGCAGGGCCGCGGUGGAAGAGAAGCGAAGGCAGCAACUGGAGGACGAGAGGGAGCGGCUGGAGGCCUUGAUGAGACGCUCUCUAGAGCGCAGCAUACACCUGGAGCACAGACACAAACGCUGGAGCAGAGGCUACCCUGCAGGAGCAGGUGACAGUGAGAAUGCACCGCUCUCUUUCUCUGCUGCCUCCGCCCUUUCCCAUGGCCUUGCCUCCCCUCUUCCUGCUGUCAGCGAAUCUGCGCCCUGCAGCCCUCGCAGGUCACCUUUGUGCAGCUCACGCAGCCCCGCUGAUCCCCACAGAGCAGCGGGAGUCCUGGAAGGCUCCCGCUCCACUCCCAACACACCCAAGAAAGAGCGUCUGCACAGGGAAAGAAGAACCGCCUCCCCGGGUUGUGGAUUUAUCCUGAGAAGAUCUGAAUCUCCUCAUAUCCCCAAACAGCUGACCUCUACAACUACUUCCAAGCUGGCUUCUAAGAAGCACACCCAGUCUCCUAGCAACAUCUACGAGUACCACCACUCCCCCUCUAGACAUCGGUCAACCCAUGUCAAGAAACAUGACGAUAAAAAGAUGGAAAGACACAACAACAAGCUCUCUGCAGGGAAAAACAACCUCCACAUACCCAAUUCGACUGACAUCGGUAAAGCCAGAUCUUCUGAAGGCUUCAAGGGUGACACACCAGAGAAGAAAGUGGAGCAGAAGAAGACAGAGACUGUCAGUCAUAGUGGAGAUAAGAAAAGAGAAUCAUCGCCAUGCAUGGUCACAGGGAAAGCGGCAGCCAGCAUAACCAAUGCCGAGGACGCCAGCAGGCUGUUAGCGGAGCGUAGACGCCAGGCCCGGGCGCAGAAAGAACAGGAGGACAAAAAACAAAUGCAGGCGGAUGAAGAAAGGCUCAAAGAAGAACAGCUGAGGAGGCAACUUGCACAAGAGCAGCAGCAGCAGGAGCCCAAGGCGAAGAAUAAUGCAGACUCUCAUAAGACGAAGCAAGGAGGAGACAUGGGACAGGAGGAUGUGCAGGAGAAAGAGUUGAUGGACACAGAGAGAGAAAAGGCCAAAGUUCAAGCACAAGAGGAAGCCGAGCGUCAGCGUCAAGACCGAGAGCAUCAGGUGCAGCAGGAAGAGGAAGAGAGGCAGCUGAGGAAAAAGAGAAUCGAGGAAAUAAUGAAGAGAACGAGGAAAGGUGACACUGACGUGAAGGACGAACAGGUGGAGACCGAGUCACCACCAGGAAAGGGAAAGACUGGUCAAAGUGAAGCUCAGGAAUACUUUAAAGAGGGUAAAGAGCAGGUCACAAGCCAGGGCGAGACAAAGGGGAAGAAAGAAGCUUCAGCACAGAUGGAUCAUCAUGGGGACAUCAGCACCCAACAAGUAAUGCCAGCACACAGUGUUCCUGACAAGAGGCUGGACACUAGGGAAAGAGAGGACAAGGAGGGUGGGCAACACCAAAGAGAGGUACUGGUGAACAAGCAGCCCAAAAUGGGCAUGAUAAAAGCCAUGGAUCCUUUUAAAAAAGCACCAACAGAUGUCAAUAGUCAGCAAAAGGAGAUGAACGGAGUGGUCAAAAGUGCAAAGAGAGGCCACGUGACAGCGGAGGUAAGCAAACCGCAUGUGGGAAAACCUGAAGGAUCGCCAAAGCUCAGAUCACCACCUGUCAUACACCUACAGCCACUGGAGGUGAAGCACUUUUGUGAUGAGAUGCAGCCAAUGGACGUCAGCCCAGCUUCCAAGGAGGAAUUGAUUUCCAUCCCAAAAUUCUCGCCGGUAAAUGAAAUCCCACACUGCGGGAUAAGUAACAGCCGGGCCCUCCGGGACCUGAUGGACCUGACAGGCAGCGUCACAUGCUCCAAAGUCACCUCUGAUGGCAACAUAGGUGACUGCAACAAGAACCUGAUCGAGGGGGUCGUCAGCCCCGUGUCGGAUUCUAAGCUCACCGCGACGUCAAAUCAACUUAGCAUCCGCUAGCGCAACCGUAACACUAGAUAUCACAUUUAUAAACCGUAUCACUAUAUGUAUGGGAAGAGAGCCAUAGUAUGCACCUACCAACAAACCCUUGCAGCUUUACAGUAAAACAAUGCAGGGGUGGGUAUUUAAGAGAAUGUAUGGGAAUGAUCUGAACUCCUGUUUUCAUGCCAGUGUCAUAUUGAGCAGAGUGCAGUGGUACCUCAGUUUCUUUAGGAAUCUUUCGCCACAAUAUUGCCCCAGUUUUUUUGUCUCGUUUAUCGUACGGCACCUAACAAACUAGUCCAUCGUACGACACCUAACAAACUAGUCUAUCGUACGGCACCUAACAAACUAGUCUAUUUGUCUAGAAUUGAGUGCCCCAAAAAAGAAUCCCACGUGUUAGGGACUUUUUUGUUUUGUUGUGGCAUUGGACGCUUUGUUUUGUUGUGUUAUUAAUACAUUGUGUGAAUCCAACUGUGUUUGUAUUAUUUAUUUCAAAUCGUGCUCUCAACUCUCCCACUCGGAAGUAAUUCUCAGCUCCGUCGCCCUUCUGUGACAUCAUCUCUUGGUGACUCUGUGGGUCUUUGCUAACUAACACAGUCACAUCGUAAUUCUAAAUACGGCUGCAAAUAACCCAGAAAAGCCAAAUAAUGGGGGCCAGAGAAAGUUGGGAGUGUCAGCAUGUGAUGUUACAUGUUCAUUUAUCCAUUUCAAUGGUCAUUUAUAUUUAUUCUGCAUUGUUUUCUGCAUGGAAAACGAACUGUUCUGUGUAAAAUGUAUUUUGUGUUAAUAGUUGUGGGUGUCUGGAACAGUUUUAUUGGAUUUGCAAUACUUUUAAGAAAAAUUGCUUUGGUUUUUAUACAGGUCGGUCUUCUUCUGACCUUUUGGAAUGGAUUACAGUAGUACCUCAAUUUAUGAUCUUAACUAUUUCUGUGACGGAGCUCUUAACUCAAAACGCUUGCAUCUCAAAUCAAUGUUGGAAUGAUUGAAAUCAAUUUAGUAGGUGCUUGGCCACCCAAAACAGGGCCGUUUUAACAUCUAACAUGCCCUUUUAAAAGAAAAAACAAACUAUUAGAUGAGAAAUGUUGUAUUGAAACAAUACAAUAGAGUAAUGAUUCUCAAACUGUGGUACAUGUACCAUUAGUGUUACGCCAAAGAAUCACUUGAUUAAAGUACAGUGUUUUAUUUUCCUUUAUUCACACACAGUGCUACUGUUCAAACUGUGUGUAAAGUUACCGUGGCGAAAAAUAUUACAUAUACGUGUUGAAUAAAACCUCUGCCUUGUUUUAAUGAACACUUAGGCCUUGUGUGCUACUGUAAUUUAAUGUUGGCCGAUUUGGUGUUACUUGGAAAGACAAGUUUUUUCUGAGGUGUGGAGUUUGCAUAUCCUCCCCGUGACUGCGUGGGUUCCCUCCGGGUACUACGGCUUCCUCCCACCUCCAAAGACAUGCACCUGGGGAUAGGUUGAUUGACAACACUAAAUUGGCCCGAGUGUGUGAAUGUGAGUGUGAAUGUUGUCUGUCUAUCUGUGUUGGCCCUGCGAUGAGGUGGCGACUUGUCCAGGGUGUACCCCGCCUUCCGUCCGAUUGUAGCUGAGAUAGGCUCCAGCGCCCCCCGCGACCCCGAAGGGAAUAAGCGGUAGAAAAUGGAUGGAUGGAUGGGUACUAGAUGAAAAAGUUUGAGAACCAUUGCAAUAGAAUGUACUGGUAACAACUACAGUACUUUUAAAAUAAUAAUGUACAACAUUUAUCUUGGAGAGUGGACUUGUAUGGCGUCUCCUUUCAGCUGUGUCUCCGUCAAACCCACCAUCAGCAGCUUUUCCAUAUUUUUAUGGAUAAACGUUUGCCAUUUAUUUAUUGUUUAAACAUUCUUGGCUGGCAUUCGACUCAGUCUGCUACACAUUCUGUCACGUUUUUAAUUAUUUCUUUCUUUAAUUCAAUGACUCUUCCCUUGCCCAGAUGCAGACAGCUCUUAUCUCAAAACAUUCUUAAGUUGGGGCACUCUUUAAUUUGAGGUACCACUGUACUAACAAAAAACGAGGUACCACAGUAUUGCUGUCAUUGUGGAGGAUUGUGGAGGAUUGUGUGUAUGUAGCUCAACUUCCUGUGGCCAUCAUAGCUUUCUUUAUGCAGCUUACUCGUUAAGACUAAAUCAGCAGUGCCUCUGUUUGUUUCGCAAAGUAGUGCACUCCAUUUUGUCUCGGUUGCUUCAAAACACAAUUUAGCGACAAUCGUUUUUUUAGUAUAUCGUUCAUCCCUAAAGGAAAGUAAAUGAAUCAAAAGUAUCAGUCAGGUUUUUGAAUAUGGAAAAAAUGUACAGAAAGUUGAAGGACUUUAAAGAGUCUCAAGACUAUACUGAGAUUUCCAAAUAGCAUGUAAGAUAACAGAGUUGAUACUAUUGCUUGUUAAAAUGGGGCUGCAGCUUUUAGUGAAUCAUUUAUACGAGCAACUUGGAUCUUGCUUCUAAUGUUUAACAAAAAUAUUGCAAUGAACUAUCGUUAUUUUAUAGACAUAAUCAGUUAGAAAAUUCAUUCAAUAGGAAAUAAGACUUCAAUGCUGCAGUUAAAUCGCUGUGCUCCUUAAAAUGCUUGCUCAACUCAUUAAAAAAAACACUCUUAGCUUUCAGUCUUAAACUGUACAUCCGGUAUAGAAACAAACGCCUUAUGUAGAAAUAUUCAAUAUAUGGUCAAUUUGCAAAUCAUUGUUUUUCUUACUGUAUUUUGUUUCAACAUGCAGGGAAGACAUUGACCUUUAAGUGUGUGACCUGUAAUACUUGAACCUCAUUUGCACAUGUUGUUGUGUUCACUAAUGACAUUUAUUUUAAAGAGUAAAUAUUUGCUUUGCAGACAUGGUAAAUUAAAAGAAAGAGUCAUCUGAUAUUUCAAAAUAAUCUCGCUGUAAAGUGAAUUUAAAGCUUCUGCUGUAGAGUUGUGCAAGGUUAGCAUGGUCAUAGCAAUGGCAAACAAUAAAAUAUAAAUGGUCAA
Nerophis lumbriciformis (worm pipefish) is the source of this 5640-nucleotide messenger RNA. RefSeq names its product MAP7 domain containing 2a (gene map7d2a). Lineage: Eukaryota; Metazoa; Chordata; Actinopteri; Syngnathiformes; Syngnathidae. Gene Ontology annotation, cellular component: microtubule cytoskeleton. The record is from RefSeq and is a predicted model, not a curated record. Gene Ontology annotation, biological process: microtubule cytoskeleton organization.